Amoebophrya sp. A120 is the source of this 7787-nucleotide messenger RNA. NCBI's taxonomy places the organism in Eukaryota, Dinophyceae, Syndiniales, Amoebophryaceae. The record is from the annotation of a GenBank genome assembly.
AUGCUGUCGUCAGCAGUAAUGUUGCCUCCUUCUGGCGGCAAGAUUCAAACAGCGGCUGCAAACAGCGGUCGUCUUGCCAUUCAGGAGGCGUUGGCGAAGCGGGAACAGAAGAAGUUGAAGUCGCUGAAAAAAGUUUUGGCCAACAAACUCCUCAUCCAGCAGUCGCGGAAGCAGGUUUUGGAAGCUGGAUCUUCAACCCGAAUUCCAGCUUCCGUCGGAAGCGCAAUGUUGGCAAAAGCAAAUGGCGUGGAAGUACAGACUCAACCUGCUGCUGUGAUGUCCGAUCACGGUAAGCCGCAACACGUGGAAGAACAGCAGGCGCAAAUCUUCGGAGCAGCAGCUUUGCGCACUGGUAGGGACGAUCGUGACCGGCAAGUACAAGAAGUACAAGAGGGCGAAGAACUCAAACCUACGGAUGGUGGCGGACAAAGCGCAGCUGUGGAAACAGAUACUGCGCAGAAGGCCGUGCUGCACCGGAAAGGGGGAGCGGAGGAAUUCAAAAAUGGAAAGACCGCUAGUACACAGAACACGCACGCGUCGAUGACACGACCUGGUGGUGUUUGUCCGACCGGUGUCGUCCUGUCGCGCACUGCCGUCGACUUUCGUCAGGCCGUUUCUUCUGUGAUGGUUGCAGGCCUCGCCGGUGCCACGACUCGCAAAAGAAAGCUCGACGACGAGUGCAGCAGCUUGAAAUUGCUGCUCUCCCAAACCUAUCAAAUGCAAAAAUGUCUGGGUCUGGAAGGAUGCAAUUUGUGAUGCUAACUCUGGACGCUAAAAAAAUCUGUAUUGCAUGACCAGCAAGAAGAGUCUAGCUUGUGCUACGCGGGGAGGGCAUUUGUCAUGCGGAGGAGGCACCACGAAGCCCUCUAAAAAUCUGUGAUGCUAGACCGUGCACUACAGACGUCCUGGGUCAAGCAAAAUGUGCAUGACAAACCCGCUAACAUUCCAGACCCAGAAAUUUUUGCAUUUGAUAAAACCGAGGCCCGCACGCAACAGGCCACAUCCGAAAUCGGGCAGUUGUUACUUGCUUCGAAAGCCGAGCGGGCAGCGGGGUUCUUCACCAAAACUGGACUCUUACGGAAAAUUAUGGUAUCCGGUGGUCAGAAUCAGAACAACAAAAACUCGGGUGGUGAAAGCCUCAGCCCCAAACUCCCGUGUGGGACGAUGAAUAGAAAUUAUUCCGCGGACACAGACACUACGAGGUCUGGUUCUACUCUUGAAAGCGACGGCGCGACAACGCCAGGGACGGCUGGUGCCGCAUCGAGCGGGUCGGAGACAUCACCCAGCGCAGGAGGCGGGGGGACAAAAUCUCCUGCAACUACUUCCGCCUCUGGACGAGGAGCUCCUGCGGCUGAUGUUGACACAGGCUCAACUACCGAAGGUAGGAAGACCGCAGCGAAGAUUUCAGCAUCCUCCGGAAGAACACGCGUGGGAUCCACCACCACCACCACCCGGACGACGUUCGCACAGACCUGGUCUUCCUCCUCAGGCCCGUCUUUUCAACAUCGACAUGAGGGUAAGCCAGAGUCGAAUUAUCCUGCUGUCGAGGAUCCUGUUGUGGUAAAAGCUGCUCCUUCUCCCUCAAACCUUGCUUCUAAGCUCCGUCGAGCGGUGUUUGAGUACCCGAAACGCCGGCGCGUGUCUUUUUUCCACCAGUACCGGGAUGCGCAAGAGGGCCUGCGGCAGCUGAUUUUGCUUGCGACGAAGAAUGGCUGCACGAUGAAAAAAAUUAUUGGUCCAGAGCAGUCAUUGUUGAGCACCUUCAAAGAUGUUGAGGUAGGAGACGAGGCAGAGGAUAUUGUACAGAGGGAAAAGCUUGUCGAGGCUCAAAUGAUGCGGGAAAAGUGGGGCAGUUGUACUACAGCAGCUUCUGCGGGCUACGCUGGGAACGACUUCCCAAAUGAAAAUGAUCGGAACCAGAGGCCGAUGAACGAUCGCUCGGCCAAAACUACAAGCUCUUCGUCCCAGCAGCCCAAGAAAUUCUUCGUGCUCCACACGAUCGAAUGCAACCCCGCAUGGAACCCAGACAGCAAGCGGCUGUGCAAACAGCGAGACGUAUCCCAGUGGAACAAUGAUUCAACGCUCUACAACUCUUGUUCAGCAAGAACUGAUAAAUCAAUGAUAUACCGUGCUGGCACCAUGAUGAGAGUGCUACUUCUACUACACAGACGCAUGACAAAUCACGAUGCAGCUUCUCUAAAGUCGCCGAACGGAAGAUGAGAGGCUUAGACUGUCAACUGCGUCAUACAUCAUGGGACAUCUUUUAUUUUGUUUUUCAUGUGAUGAUCUUGUGUUGCAGUUGCAGCAGCGUUGCUAUCUUUCCACUGAAUACAAAGCUGAAAGGCCUACUCUCCAAAUAUUGAAGAAAGCUUUGGAGGCGACGGGGGCCUGGGAAGGAAGAAUCGUCAGCUCGAAGAAGGACGCACUUCUGCUGGACAAAGCGAAUAAUUCAUCGUCCUCCUCUGUUGAUUACAGCAACUAUUUUCAGACCUCGCAACACCAAGAUCGUGAUGGAAAUGAAAAUCAUUCUUUCGCCUGUUCCCCUCCCCCGCCUGGAGUGAUUCACUUCCGCUGCGCCCUGCGACGGACGGACAUCCCGACACUGCCGAUUGAUUUGCCGUUUUACGCUGGCGGUGGAACGUCAUCAACAACUACGGGGAGUAGGAGAACAGCGGGAGCGAGUAUUACAACUACAGGGGCAGGAGCAAAAGUUAUCGGAAGUAAUAGUAACAGAGGGCUAGGGUAUAGAACAAUGUUACAACAUGAAUACGACGAUAACGGAAGCUGCAGGAACAAUGCAGACGGAACUGAUUUGGGCGACACUCUGCCGUUUUUUCAAGUUUUAAACUACAUGCCCUUCACCUGUUCGCAGCUCACGACGAAAUCCGGCUUGACCAGAAAUCUGAUGCAGUUCUUGCAAGACCAGGCUAAGCUACAAGUCCACGGAAAGAUGAAACUGGCCACUUCUACCGGCGCUGCAGCUGCAGGUGCAUCUACAACUCCAACUUCAUCCAGUGGUCUCAGUACAACAACACUCAGGCUCCGCCACGACCCCUUCUCACUGCCGCCAGCCGGGCUGUUUUUUGACAAAAACAGCGCUUGUGUCGAAGGGGACGAAAGUGGCACGGCGGUGGAACAAGCGGAGCACAGGUUCUUCGACCGGCAUGAUGAUAGACCAGCAGGAGGAGCAGGAACAAAGCAGCAGCAUCAAGGUGAUGUUCAGAAACUAACGAGACCGCAGGACGAAAAUGUAGCAAAACAUUGUCCACCUGCUCCGGGCGAGGACCAACAGCAAAAAUGCGGAGAUGAUGUUGAAGACCCUGAGCACGACCACUCCUUGAUUGGUUUUCCCACCAGCUUCGACCUGUCGCACAACGACGCGCGGGACCGGUUUAUGCGCGCGUUCCAGCGGCAACAAGUGCGAGCCGUGGUGUAUCAGGUGGUUGAGUGGUUGGAAGGCUGUGUGUUGACGGAAGUGGUGGGGGUGGAGGAGGAGGAAGAUGACACCACGACAGCUGGUAUUACAACUUUGGGAGAACGUUCUACAGGUGGGCGAGGAGCAUCUACUGCUGCAAAAACUUCUUCCUCUUGGGACGGAACUUCUUCUGACCACAACAGGCUGCCAGCAUCAGCAAGUAAAACUGAAGGCGUACUGCAGUGGCUCGGCAGGGGCCCUUACACAAUGCAAGAGGUGGAAGCGGUUGUGAGUCAAGAUGCGGCUGCAGCUUUUCUUGCUGCAUCUUCCUCAUCUGCAGAUGUUGAUGCUGCUCGUCCUGGAGAACAACCUGUGAUCAUGCGGUCAACAACAACAUCAUUCAACCCGGCCGUCAUUUCCAGUCGAUCAACGAGUAAUGGCAGUACAACCGCGACAAGCGUGCCAACGACCAGAAUAACUCCUUCUACCUCUACCGGUAGAAAUACGAAUAUUCAGCAGAUGAUGUCUUCGACCUGUCCCAACAUCAAACUGUCAAACAAGAUGACCACUAGUUCUAGCGAUUCGGUUUUGAAAGCUACGGCGCUGUUCUCCACCUCCUCCUCUUCGUUCUCGUCGAUAAAGAACAAAGAGAAGCCACUGUUUAAUAUUGUAGCCACCUACUCCCACCUCCCCAGACUCACGUAUCCGAAGCUGAAGCUCGCCCUUCGGCUCUUUUUCAAGCUUUUCGACAGUCUAAAACUCGACCAGGACAUCGUUGAGCAGAAGAAGAUGAGCCGGCGGUGGGCGAACUUGAACAGCGAUCUGGUGAACGCCCGCGACUGGCAGAUUCUCACCGAGGAUGUGCUCGCCCCGGCACGACCGAAUGUCACAUUUUCCCAGCUCGUGAAGGAGGUGAGGACCUACUUGAUCGAGCCCUUUUGCCAGUUUUAUGAGGAACUACCGGAGGUUUUGCGGAAGUUGAAACAUACCUUUUUCACGGGCCUUGACGGAUCCGACAAUUUUUGGAUUUUGAAGCCCGCCAACGCCGGCCGGGGCGAGGGGAUUUUAUCCUGUGCAAAAGAAUCGUACUCGUACGAAUUGCAAAUAUGCAUGACAAAUGUUUUCCUCAAGGUAAAACAGCAUUACAAAUUGCAUUUGUCUUGCUGAGCUCGUUUGUCAUGCAAUUUAUACUAGUACGAUACUUUUGCAGUUCAUAGAUUUGCGUGAAGAACAAUCUGCAAGAGAUUUUAAAACUCACCGGAAACGGCUUCAACUGGAUUGUGCAGAAAUACAUUGAGCAACCCAUGAUUCUGAAUAAGCGGAAAUUCGACAUGCGCCAGUGGGUCGUGUUGACAAAGUUGGGAGGUCACUGGAGAAGUGGUUGUGCUGGAAGUUCUUCUUCUUCUUCUUCUUCUUCUUCUUCUUCUUCUUCUUCUUCUUCUUCCACAAUUUCGGCGAAUGAUACCACGGCGCACGAAAAAACUGCGGGAAAACAAAAGGUUGAGGACCACGACGAAAAAAAUUGCUCCUCGUCACUGGGACUUGUUGGCGACAAGACUCAGAACAGCGGAAGCUCUGCUGGCCGCGUGGUCGGUGGAAAUGAGAAGAUGGCAUCAAGUAGAUCAAGAACAGAAGUGGACAAGAACGAUGAUUCUUCCGCGGGCGUCUCUCCUGCUGCUACCGCCUGGUUUUACAACCAAUGCUACCUGCGGUUAGCCGGGAAGGAGUACAACGUGGUACGAGAAGGAGCAUUAUCAAAUGUAAAAAUGUCUGGGUCUGGAAGAAUGCCACUUGUCAUGCUAAAUCUGAAGCAUGCAAAAAUCUGUGUUGCAUGAUUACCAAAAGUCGUCCAGUUUUGACCAAGUCGGGAGGGAGUUUCUCAUGCAGGGUAGGCAUGAUAGAACUCUCACGCAAUCUGUCAUGCUAUGUCCUACAUACUAGACCUCAUGGGUCAUACAAAACCUGCAUGACAAGUCUGGCAUUUUUCCAGGCCCAGACAUUUUUACAUGUGAUAAGCAUUUUUUACGGGAGUGAUCUCGCCGGUCGUGGAACAUCAAGUGCAAAACAAUGAUGAGGGGCUGCAGCAGCAAUCAGCACAACAACCGGAGCAGGAACAUCAGAGGACGACUAGCAAUCAAUCUACAAGUUCUUGUACACCGGGACCAGUUGUGGCUAAUACAUCGCCCACACCUGCUGUGACUGCGCCAGUAGGUGGAGCAGCGCCAGUUCUUUCUCAUAAAUUAUCCCGAAGGAAAUCUAGUACUUCCAGCAUAAUUACCAGCCGGACCACAACUCAAAAUCGCAAACAGCAAGACAAUAUGAACUGCAAAAGCAUCGUACUCGUAUAAAUGCAUGGCAAAUUUCCUCAGCAUGAGAGAGAAAAUUUGUAAUGCGGAUUUCCCUUGAGAUAAAGAUUUGUAAUGCAAGACUUGCAUCUAUACGAGUACGAUACUUUUGCACAGGAUAGACAACUUUGUGCACCUGACCAAUAAUUGCGUGGUGAGGAACACAUAUGACAAUGCACAACUCCCCAUCCCCCUCAUUUGUAUUGCAUGAACAACAAUACAACCGUCAGCAAGAGUACAGGUUUUGCAUGACAAAUUUUGACAGGAAGGCAGUCCUAUUUGGGCUUCGAGAACUUGUCAUGCAAACAGUGCCAAGAGCCAAGGCGUAAAUUAGGUAUUUUGCAUGAAAAAUGAGGGGGAGGGGGAGUGGUGCACUCGCAUAACACACCAGGGAUGCGGGCAGAAGAAUACGACGAGACAAUGUGGACUUCCCGCAAAUUCGACGACUUUUUAAAUAACAGGGGAACAGCGGCUAUUAAAAAUGAUGCAGCAGCAGCUACUGCUGCUUUCAGUGCGUUGCCGUCGGCGUCAACAUCAGGGGAACAACAUAUGCUGACAACUACAGCACCAUCUUUCGGAGGUCCGACGUUCUCAAAAAAUUCGAUAUCGUUUUCCUCCAUCCAAAAGCAGAUGCAGGCGCUUGUGCAACUGACCCUGCGGGCCACUGGGCCGAAAAUCCCGGACCGGCUGAAUUCGUACGAGGUGUUCGGGUACGACUUCAUGGUAGACCGGUUCGGGAAGGUUUGGCUGUUGGAGUGCAACAGCAGUCCAGAUUUGAGUUUUUCCACGAAGAUUACCAGCGAGUUGGUCGGAGAUUUUAUGAAGGACCUGGUCGGGUUAUUGUUUACGACGGAUAAUACGGGAGAGGAUCGCUCCACGAAAAUAUUAAACAGUGUCGGCGAGGACAAGAAAAACUCCGCGGGGGCACGGGCGGGUUCAUUUUCUGCCACUACUCCUGGAACUGAAGAGUGGCUAGAGAACUACUACAGCUGUGCUUCUAGCAAGAGCUCCUCGUGGUCCUCGGCUGGCGGAGAUGCACGGGCUGGGAUGGCAUCUUCGUCUCUCUCGUCGAUAGGUUCGACGCACCGGGGCUUCACAAAACUUUUGUGCUGAAAAUGACUUACUUAACAUGAUCCACUUCUACAUGAUCUUCAUCAGUGGCUGUUUUAUGCAGGAGGAUAGCUACGUAGUACAUGUCGAGUUCGUAUAGAAACAGCUCGUAUUGUUCAUGCAGUACGGUAAUAACACAAGUACAGUAUCAGUAAUAAACACAAAUACAGAAAGAACACUAGAGCAUCUUCAACUACAUCGCAUAGCUCUCAGAAGCUCGGAAAAACUAUACGUAAGAGAUACCAGGAUCAUUUUUCCACCAGGGUAGCAUCACAUUUGGCACCACCACAUACUAGUACCGCAAAGUGGUCAUACAUGAGAGCACCAGAAGAUGGCACGUACAUGAGGACGUUGGACGUCCUCGAACGCCGCGUCUUUCAGUAGAGUUUGAUUCUCUACUCAGCGUAUCAGUUUCUCCUGCAACGGGCAGUACCGAACACACAUACAGUGCCUUCAAUGGAAAAGCCAAAGCGCUAGCGUAUAGUGCAACUAUUCAAUGCAAAAGGAGCACAGCAAGGAUCGCAAAAAACCACACAAAACGACAGCACUUCUUCCGCAGCGUCUUUCCAAUCCCAACAUCUUCCUAUUCAGGCGAUAAUGAGAAUCCAGGGACGUAAACGAAUAGGGGUCGAACAGGGACAAUCUAAGGCUUAGAGUCGAACAGAUUUCAAUCAUCACGUAAGCUUUCUGUAAUUUCCAAGAAAAAGAGAAGUUCGUCUUCAUCAGACAGUUUCCAGCGAAAAAAAUAAGAACGUUUUUUUGACGGUUAGGGUCUUUUUAGGCCUGAAAAGUUGUAUGAUACAUAGUCAAUAAAGUAAAGUUUCAUCUUCCUGAGGAAGAGAAUGAAGCGGUUCAAGAAGAAAUUGCGAGUAGCAGCGUCACACCUACUACUGCUUCAGUCCUGCUGAACGACCGCC